Molecule: messenger RNA, 1427 nt
Organism: Neurospora tetraspora
Lineage: Eukaryota; Fungi; Ascomycota; Sordariomycetes; Sordariales; Sordariaceae
Product: casein kinase I isoform delta
Exons: 4
Coding region: 111-1196 (361 amino acids)
Biological process (GO): peptidyl-serine phosphorylation; signal transduction; endocytosis
Cellular component (GO): cytoplasm; nucleus
Molecular function (GO): ATP binding; protein serine/threonine kinase activity
Source: RefSeq, a predicted model, not a curated record
UUCGACAUGAUUACGUAUGCGUGCCUUAGUGACUCUUUUACUGACUCCUUUCCAUCGGGUAUAGUUACUGAUCUUCUGGGAUCCGUCUUUCUCCCUAAUAAACCGCAAACAUGACUACCAUGGAUCUCCGCGUCGGUAACAAGUAUCGGAUCGGUCGCAAGAUCGGCUCUGGCUCUUUCGGCGAUAUUUACCUCGGCACCAACAUCAUCUCCGGUGAAGAGAUUGCCAUCAAGCUCGAGAGUGUCAAGGCCAAGCAUCCCCAGCUUGAAUAUGAGGCCCGCGUCUACAAGUCUCUCGCCGGUGGCGUCGGCAUCCCCUUCGUCCGCUGGUUCGGCACCGAGUGUGACUAUAACGCCAUGGUCCUCGAUCUUCUUGGCCCCAGCUUGGAGGAUCUGUUCAACUUCUGCAACCGCAAGUUCUCUUUGAAGACUGUCUUGCUCCUUGCUGAUCAGCUCAUCUCCCGCAUCGAGUACAUCCACGCCAAGUCGUUCAUUCACCGCGACAUCAAGCCCGACAACUUUCUUAUGGGAAUUGGCAAGCGUGGCAACCAGGUCAACGUGAUCGAUUUCGGUCUUGCCAAGAAGUACAGAGAUCCCAAGACUCACUUCCACAUCCCUUACAGAGAGAACAAGAACCUCACUGGCACUGCCCGUUAUGCCUCCAUUAACACCCAUCUCGGCGUCGAGCAGUCUCGCCGUGACGACAUGGAGUCUCUUGGCUACGUCAUGCUUUACUUCUGCCGCGGCUCCCUCCCGUGGCAGGGCCUUAAGGCUGCCACCAAGAAGCAGAAGUACGACCGUAUCAUGGAGAAGAAGAUGACCACUCCCACCGAGGUUCUUUGCCGCGGCUUCCCCAACGAGUUUGCCAUCUACCUCAACUACACUCGUUCGCUCCGCUUCGAUGACAAGCCCGAUUACAGCUAUCUCCGCAAGAUCUUCCGCGAUCUCUUCGUCCGCGAGGGCUUCCAGUACGAUUACGUCUUUGACUGGACCGUCUACAAGUACCAGAAGAACGCCCAGGCCAUCCAGCAGGCUGCUGGUAACUCUAGCCAGCCCCAGCCCGCGGACUCCAAGGAGGCGGCUCAGGCUGCUGCUCGUAAGGACCCUCAGCAGGCUCUGAGGAGCGGAUCCAGGAAGCCUAUGACCGGCGAGACACCUGAGACCAGCCGUGCCGUCGGCGGUAGCGACAGGAUGUGAGUUUGCCAGCCUAGCCCAGCAUUCCUAUUUGCGAUAAUAGGCUGCGCUCGGCUGCUAAAGGUCAAGGCGCUGGCUCCGGACAUGUGGCCGGCAGGUAUCGUCCUAUGGAAUGAGACUGCGGAUGCUCGCAUAUGGUAUCUACUUGGAACAAGAUCCUCGACCCAGCCAGACGGAUUACUUGCGACAGAUUGCUUCUCUUCGUUCUUCGACAUCUCUAUCAUUCACUGCCCU